This is a messenger RNA of Trichomycterus rosablanca, 597 nucleotides long. RefSeq names its product PILR alpha associated neural protein (gene pianp). NCBI's taxonomy places the organism in Eukaryota, Metazoa, Chordata, Actinopteri, Siluriformes, Trichomycteridae. The record is from RefSeq and is a predicted model, not a curated record. The transcript is spliced from 4 exons. Gene Ontology annotation, biological process: regulation of immune response. The coding region runs from base 34 to 597 and encodes 187 amino acids. Gene Ontology annotation, cellular component: membrane.
CGGAGGAGCAGCAAGCCAGUGAACAAAACAGAAAUGAUGGAGAGAUGCUCCAUCUCUGCACUGUCUCUCUUGCACCUCCUGUCUCUCUCACUUCUCGCUUGCGCUACAAACAAUGAGCCCUCGCAGAUGCAGCUUCCCACCACGGUUCAGGCGACGCCCACUCCACUCUGGGCAGUCGACUGGGGCCCCACGCAGCCUCUAGAAGAUGACACCCACCACUUUCCGUCUUCUCAGGACGCAGAUGGCGUGAACCCGGCCACACCCGAGGCGUGGCCGCGGCGCAGAAACGCGCUGCCCGACCAAACCCAGCAGCAUCCUCUGACCAUUGACGCCAAUGACUCAACAGACGGGCAAGAACGAGAUGCAGAAGAAAGAGAGAUGGAAGAAGUGGAUCCUCAGUUCUAUGUGACCGUGACUAUCUCGUCCCUUCUGAUUUUCUCGGCGCUCAUCAUUUCAGCCAAGUUCUGUUACGACCGCAGUCUCUCUCAGCGUCCUCCUCAGCGGCCUCUGUCCAACUCCGUCAAUCGAUCACUGGCCCAGGAGGAUAGCAGGACCACACUUCAAAGUACUCCAUCCUUUCCUGACAGAGAGAGGUAA